CGACUGUGUGUCCGUCUACGAGCGGCCAAGCUUUAUACGGACGGGGCCUGCUUCCACAACUCAUCUACCCACUCCGCCCACGCAGGGUUCGCCACACGAUACUUUUCGACCUCGGCCACCUUGUCGCCUUCCUUCACCCCCGGCGGCAGCGGGAUCAUCUGGAUCAUCUGGAUCAGCCGGCCCUGCCAGGUCUCAGCCCACAUGCUGCCCUCCGGUGGUGCCAGUUCUGCUGUGGGCUCCUCCUCUUUCUUCUCGUACUGCUUGAGCAAUUCUGUUGUUUCGGGCGUCAGCAGCACCUUCAGAUCGCCUCCCUCCAAAGCUGCCCGCAGAUUUGCAAAGGUGACUGGCUUGCCGCUGUUGUCUUGCUCCUCCUCCACCUCAUCGUCAGCCGCUGAGCCGCCCUUCUUUCCUUUGCCCUUGCCGCCCUUCUUGCCCUUGCCGCCCUUCUUCCCGCCGUCCUCCCCUUUGCCCUUCCCUUUGCCCGCCUUGGCCGACUGUUUGGCCGUCUUGUUGAUGGUCUUCUUCACACGGAGAGCGUCGCGAUGGUCCAAUAUCUUCUGCGUGAGCCUGGGUGCGACCACCUGGGUCAAACAAGCGGACACACUGCCAGACUCCAUGAAGCAGCGCAUCCCCUUCUCUCGCACACCUUUUUUGGCGUUGGUUUCUUCUCCAGCUCCUGCCCGACCGACAAUAUGACGUAUCCAGAAUCACCAAACAGCUCUUUCAACCCGUAAUCGCUGCACCACACACAUGCCAUCAAAAUCUUUUGGCUCUGCAGGUGCAUUCUUCUUACGUUUCGGCCCGCAGGUCCACUGGCGGCGUCACUGAGUAACACAAACGCCAAUUCUCCGAGACCAGCUUCAGUUCGCCAUCCUUUAUGAUUACGUAGCCAUCCUUGCGGCUCACGUCCAGCGAGUUCAUUUUUUUGUCGAAGCCACCGAGUUUCUCGCCGAUAUCUAUGUACUCCACCUCGAACACGCGUGUUUGCGCUGCACUGCAGCCCACCGAGAGGACCAGGAAAACGAAAACUGUCAUCAU
Vitrella brassicaformis is the source of this 1038-nucleotide messenger RNA. The record is from the annotation of a GenBank genome assembly. NCBI's taxonomy places the organism in Eukaryota, Vitrellaceae.